Messenger RNA from Funneliformis caledonium, 231 nucleotides. NCBI's taxonomy places the organism in Eukaryota, Fungi, Glomeromycota, Glomeromycetes, Glomerales, Glomeraceae. The record is from the annotation of a GenBank genome assembly.
AUGACGAGAUUUGAACUAUUGUCACAGAAGAAUGCGCAAGGAAUACCAACAGACGAACGAAAUAUAAGAAAUGGUAUCCAUCACGAGAAGGAAUCAAAGAAGAAUAGAAUCCUUAUAAUACCUGCUAUUAGUUGCGAAAUGUUGCCUUUGACAGUUCAGAAAACUAUAGAAGUUGACAAACCUACCGUAAAAGAAGAGUUACAAAAUCAUAAUAUACAUUAUAAUGUUUGA